Sitodiplosis mosellana (orange wheat blossom midge) is the source of this 2983-nucleotide messenger RNA. It is a transcript of the gene Nup107, whose product is annotated as nuclear pore complex protein Nup107. The record is from RefSeq and is a predicted model, not a curated record. The coding region runs from base 315 to 2822 and encodes 835 amino acids. NCBI's taxonomy places the organism in Eukaryota, Metazoa, Arthropoda, Insecta, Diptera, Cecidomyiidae. Gene Ontology annotation, cellular component: nuclear pore outer ring; nuclear pore. Gene Ontology annotation, biological process: protein import into nucleus; mRNA export from nucleus; regulation of DNA-templated transcription. Gene Ontology annotation, molecular function: structural constituent of nuclear pore. The transcript is spliced from 5 exons.
AUACUCAAUUGGAGUUGUGAAUACUUGAGUCAAUGAUGAGUUAAGUACAAGUCAAAAAGCCAGUCAGAGACUUAACCAUUUGUCAAACUGUCACUUUUGCGCGGUUUACAAAUCGAACGAGCGAACAGUGUUUGACGGCAUGUCAUUUGUGAACUGUUUGAAAUAAAUGUACAUCUAAAACUAGAGUUACUGGAACAUUUCCGAGGGAAAAACCAGUUGUGAGUCGAAGUUUUAUUCGAAAUUCGUUUGAAUUACUUGUCGAAUCGGGAUUAAACGAGUUAUGUGUUAGCUGCACAAUCGAUUUAACAAUCAAAAUGAAUUUGAACCAGUCGAUGGAUUUCCAGAAAUUUAACCGGCGCGAUGUCUCGUCAGCCACUCAACACACUUCGUUUGUUAUGAAUGGUACAUUUGAUGCAUUUGGUCAAGAUAAAUUCUUUGAUAAACCUUUGUCACAAAAUUCAACACUGAUCGAAAGUUCGGGCUACGCAAAACUGGAUCCGACCAUUGUCAAACAAAAGACCGAUCGUUUGCAUGAGUUUUUCUUGGAAAUUGCCCAAGGCCGGACAAAUGAAGCCGAAAUGUUUGACACCGUUCAUAAUAUGAUCCAGGCAUGCAGUGAAAUUUUCGAUGAUAUCAUACGAAAUGGCGGUUUGACCAGUGAUCGACAGUUGUUUGAAUGGUUAAAUCAAGAGCGAAAUACCUGGAAGCUGCUGUAUUGUUUAUACAAGGAUCGGCUGUUGAAUCAACAAGCAAUGGAAGAUGUCAACGAUGACGAUUUCUGUGUGUACGCCAGCGAAAAGGAAAUUAUCGAGAAAUUGUACAAGGAAAAUGGCAAUUUACGUGAAUAUCAGCUGAUUGUUGACUGGCUAGAGCAGUGCGAAACGCAACGUCACUUUGAUAAAUUCGGACAUUUCAUGGAUGAAACGGUUUCAUGGGAAAAUACAUUGCAUCAACUGCAGAAUAUCGAUCGGACAGUGUUCAGUGGAAAGAAGAAUAUCGUCAAGAGUUUGGAUCCAGAUGCACCACAUCGCGAGAAACUGCCAUUGCAUGAUUUGGACGCUGAAGACGAAGAACGCAUUUCAAAAGAGAUUCUGUACGAAAUUCGACAAGGACACUUAGAUGUAGCCGGCAGUCUGUGUGAACGUGUUGGUCAAUGGUGGCGCGCAGCAAUUUUGGAAGGCUGGCGAUUGCAUCAUGACCCAAAUUACAAAGUAGAAAAUACAUCAUUGGAAAAGUACCCAAUUGAAGGAAAUCCACGUCGUGACCUAUGGAAAAAGUUGGCAUGGCAAAUGGCUGAAAAUAAUCGUAUAAAUGAGUACACGCGUGCAUAUCUGGGUGUAUUUUGUGGUCAUUUGGAUGCAUUGAAGGCGAUAAUGAAUACAUCAUGGUUUGAUCUGCUAUGGGCAUAUUUGAAAGUGCAAAUUGAUAUUCGUGUUGAGGCUGAAUUGCGUCAGACCAGCCCAAAGAGUUACAUUGAAAUGCCGAAAAAAUACUGGAACAACAAAAUGACCAUCGAAGAGAUAUUCAAUGAGCUGAGCACACGUGAGAAUAUCCGUGAUGUUGCCGAAGACAAAAUGACAAUCAUUCGAAAGUAUUUAAUUUUGGACGAUGUGCCAGAGCUCAUGCGUAAUAUCAACUGUUGGUUGGAUGACUUGAAAAACGAUGGUCAAAUGCUGCGAUUUAUAGCGCACAUUGUGUUGUUCAUGCGACAAAUCGAUCGACAACACGAACAGCAAGGUGAUAUUGGAAAUAAAGUCAUCAAAACAUACGUUGAAUAUCUCAUGAAAGAGUCAAACGAACCGGCUCUCGUCGCAUUUUACACAUCAGCCGUGCCGCCAGAUAUGCAAAUCGAUUUGUACGCCCGAUUCUUAGAGCAAAUUGAACAGAUUGAUGACCGUAAACUUGCACUCGAAGAGGCGUACAGUAAUCGUUUGGACAUACACAAAAUCGUCAGUCACAUGGUACAAAAUGUGUGCUUGGCUCAAACAUCUGAUUCGGCCAAGCAGCUCACCGGCACCGUUUCAACGCUGGAUGAGAAGAAAAUUUCAGCACUCGAAUGGUUGACCUUCCACGCCGACCAAUUCAGUGAAUUGCUAUGGUUUGCAAACGCACUCAUCCGCAAUUUCUUGGGCGAGAACAAAAUCGAAAGCAUUCGAAAGAUUUUCAAGGUCAUUCCGCAAAAUGUUGUUCAACGAGUUCAAGAGAACUAUGGGUCAAAGGAUUACAUUCCAGCCAAAGUUGAGUGCAGUAUAUUCGAGUAUGCAUGCUAUUUGUUGUACGUCGACGCACUCGAUUCAUACAAUGAUUGGCUGCGACAAUAUCACAGUAAAUCAAAAGAGCCCGAAACACUGAAUCCAAACGCACCAUUCACCGAACGGAUGGCCAACGAACACAAGAAACAAGCAUAUUUAAAUGAAAUUGAAUGCUGGAGAAUCAAUCUUUUGGAACGCACAGCAGCCACACAAUCAUCGAUAAAGAAAGCACUAUUUCCGUCGGAGAAAGGAUUCCUCAUCGAUCCAGACACAAUAAAUCCCAUUUUAGACGAGGACAAAGUUCCGCUCAAAAAUCGCUUCGAGCAAUUGGAAGGAAUUCGUAAGCUGUGUAUACCACAAUUGGUUCUGUUGCUACACAAUAUCCUGCAUUCAUCGGGCGACUACAAGAGUGCCAUUCAAAUUGUUGAUGAUUUGGUGUCGGAGAAUUGCCAAUUGUACACCGUAUACUCAAAACAUCAACUGACUGAAAUUAUUGGGAAAAUUGCCGAAUCAACACUGGCCGCUCUCAACUCCAAAUUGGAUCCGUGGGGAUACAACACAGCACUUUGAAAUCCGGAUUUAUAGAGAUUUAGAAAUUCGUGUGUGAUUCAAUUCAAUCGUUGUCAAUUAUGUAUUCUCAUUUGCAUUCGCUGUUAAGUGUCCGAGAAACAAAACAAAAAUAAUACCCAAGACCAUUUGAUAAAUAAAAACCAAUCGAUUUUUCAUUCGUA